Triplophysa rosa is the source of this 709-nucleotide messenger RNA. It is a transcript of the gene supt4h1, whose product is annotated as SPT4 homolog, DSIF elongation factor subunit. Gene Ontology annotation, biological process: chromatin organization; mRNA processing; regulation of transcription elongation by RNA polymerase II. Bases 113 to 466 code for a protein of 117 amino acids. The record is from RefSeq and is a predicted model, not a curated record. NCBI's taxonomy places the organism in Eukaryota, Metazoa, Chordata, Actinopteri, Cypriniformes, Nemacheilidae. Gene Ontology annotation, molecular function: zinc ion binding; RNA polymerase II complex binding. Gene Ontology annotation, cellular component: nucleus; DSIF complex. The transcript is spliced from 5 exons.
GGAAGUGCUAUGUAGACCCAGUGCUAAUGCUAUACAAUUUUCAAUCGUGUCGAAGCGUUUACAUUUAUUACUUUCUUUUGUAAAUUGCAGUAUAUCUCAAUAACGUACAGAAAUGUCUCUGGAGACUGUCCCAAAAGACCUUCGUCAUUUGAGAGCGUGUCUGCUGUGCUCUUUGGUCAAGACUAUUGAUCAGUUUGAGUACGAUGGAUGUGACAACUGUGAGUCAUAUCUACAGAUGAAGGGCAAUCGAGAGAUGGUUUAUGAAUGCACCAGCUCUUCUUUUGAUGGUGUUAUUGCAAUGAUGAGCCCAGAAGACAGUUGGGUGGCAAAAUGGCAAAGAAUUGGCAACUUCAAGCCAGGUGUCUAUGCAGUGACAGUAACAGGCCGGUUACCCCCAGGUGUGGUGCGAGAGCUGAAGAGCAGAGGUGUCAUCUACCGCUCCAGAGACACUGCUGUGAAAACAUGAGGAUGAUUUAGAUUUUUGUAAAGUAGUGUGUGUUGCUGCAUAUUGAACAUCCUGUUUUUUUUUUAUUCUUCCAUGCGUCUCAAUGUUUAUUCUUCCUUCAAGUCUUACAUAAUGUUGAAUAUUCAACCAUUGGUUGGGCUGGCAUUUGAUGGAGAAAUUGUUUUGGUUAUUCCGUGUAAAGGAUUUAAAUGUGAAUAAAAGUGUUAUACACAGAGCACCAGUAGAGGGCGCUAUCACGCUUCA